This is a messenger RNA of Diaporthe amygdali, 3660 nucleotides long. RefSeq lists its product as uncharacterized. The record is from RefSeq and is a predicted model, not a curated record. The transcript has a single exon. NCBI's taxonomy places the organism in Eukaryota, Fungi, Ascomycota, Sordariomycetes, Diaporthales, Diaporthaceae. The coding region runs from base 1 to 3660 and encodes 1219 amino acids.
AUGGAGUCGUACGGUAUCCCCCAGGGCGGCUACCAGCUGCCCGUCCAACGGCGGCUGAGCAGACUCUAUAACGACACCAAAAAGUCGUCCGACUUUGUCAAGGAACCGGUGCAGAACGCUGAGGACCCAGACAUCAAGUCCCUUCACCGGAAGCUGAAGAUCCAGAAUGACCGACUCGUCACCUGGGGCCUGGAAUGGUCCGACCCCGGCCACCAGGACAUCAUCGAUGAUUCCCUCUCAAAGGCCGGACUCAGCGAGGUUGUCGGGAGUAUCAUGUCAACGAUCAAGGAAAUCCUGGCUGAGGCGGAGCCAUUAUGGGCGAGUUCCAGACGGCAGGCUGGCGGUCUCUCAGCACCGCUAGGGGAUAAGAAGAUCCCUAUUGUGGCCUGGGACAAAGCGCGCUUUGAGGACUUGGUCAGAGAUCUGACUACAUCCAUCGACACUUUGUACGACCUUUCAAGGACAAGAUCAAAUGCUGCAACAUCAGCCCGAGCAAGACCUUACCCAGGGGCUUCCACCGAGGAUUUGCGGGCCUUUGAGUCAACCAGAAUGCAGACACCACAGCAGGUCAACCCCCAGACAUUAACCAGCCUGAGAGACAGACAGCCAAUUCCCAUGUCCGAGACUACCCCAGACGUCCCCCCUCGGGAUAUUGUCUACAUGAGCAAGCAGGCGUAUUCCGACUUGACAAGGAACAAUGGCCGCCCCUACACUGCACUGCUUCUAGAACAUGCCGAGUUUGAUCCCAUGUACUCUGCGACUGGCAUUAUGCCAGACAUGUCUCGAUUCGAGAAGCUUUCUGCUGGAUUGCAGACUGAACCACAGCGUUCUCCGGGUUCCUGGACAGGGCUUCCUCAGCUACUUGGUUAUUUUGAAGACAUGGACAACUCAAGACUCGGUUUGGUCUACCAUUUCCCACCGGGCUUCAACCCCAUCUCAUACGAACCUCUCACACAUAAUACCUUGAACACACUGUGUUCGCUCUCCGACCUUCUGGCACGACCUGAUUUCGAGCCAACCCUCGAGGCCAAAUUCCGCCUCGCAUACAACCUGGCCAACACUGUCUUCGACAUGCAUGCUCGAGGAAUUACCCAUGGCAACCUGACCAACUCUAGUAUCUCAUUUUGCAAGGCAGUGGGGGUUGAGCCGGGAAUGGGCGCCGGAGAGGUCGACAUUAGGCGGCCACUGAUAUCAUCCUUUGACUUGUUUCCAGAAAGCUUUCAGGAAGGGUCCACACCCACGACCUCGCUUUAUCGACACCCUCUCGACCCAAAGACGACGGCACAACAGUCCCUACUAUCAAAUCCCGACUCCAAGGCAUUCGACGUGUAUUCACUUGGAAUGCUCCUGCUUUCCAUCGGCAUGUGGACAAAUCUCGAGAAUCUUGUUUCCUCGCCAUCAGCUACAUCUGUGCCUGAGGUCGUUCUGGAGCAGUUGGCGAAGAACUGUGGAACGCUGUACAUGAAGGCCGUCCAAACGUGCUGGAAGGCAGUCGAUGACGAAUUGGCAGCUGGAACAGAGAGCAACCAAGUCAUGACGCGUGUCCAAGUCAGUGCCAGCCGAUAUCUCGAGGUUUGCGCGAUUCUUGACAGCGUCGGUGGUCUUGAGGAUCGUCUGAGCAGCGAUUUGGGCAUCCAGUCUUCGUCAAAACAAACCCAGGGGCAGAAGUCGGAAAAGACGAUCGCAUCGUCAUCCAAGGAUGAAAAGGCGCGCGAAGCUGGCUUUGCCGAACCUGCUCCUCAGACAAUCAUGACGAAGAGCACCGUGGGGGCAGCGCCACCAGAGACUCAGACACAGCGAGGUAUGCUCUCCAGCGUCCACAUACGGCUUUCCAAACUCACUGACCAAGCAGCCCAUGCAACAUCCGAAUUACGAGCGAAGCGAUCAGCCAAGAAUCGCCUUUACCCACACACGCCGUUGCCUCCCGAGGCUGUCGAACACUGGAACUCUGUGCUCAUGCCCCAGAUCAACCAAGCUCUUCGACAUUUCUAUCGCAAGAACCCUGAAUCGGUGGAGAUAUCGCUUGAGUCGAUUGGAGAGACGGCAAAGGAAACCACGCCUACUGUACUCGUAGUGUGCACCUCCGUCUCAAAGGUCAAGGCAAUUCUGAGACGUAAGAUGGGCGCACUCUUCGAUGGCACCACCGGCUUCGCCGUGAAGGUGUGCCGAGGACAAGUCCUUCGGUCUCGAAAUCAAGGUACUAAGCGCAGCAUGGCCCACCCCGAGAGUGCCGAACAAGGGGAAGUAGUGGCCGCUAAUGGAAGCUUCCAGGAGCGCCCACUGAACGGAGCCAGUAUAGGAGCUUGGAUUGGCGAUCGUCACUUACCGCCAGUCAGCUUCGGAGGGCUAGUUGUGGUUGAUGACAAGACAUACGGCAUGACAGUGCACCACAUGCUUGAUGACCCCGAGUCAUCUGGUCCCGAGGGGCCACAACAACCCCUGCGGAGCGGAGCAGGUUCGGAGAACCAGGUGCCUGACCUGGCUGCGUGGUACGCGCAACAAUACCCGGAGGAAGACUCGCCCAACUCGGGGAGUAGCAGUGACACGGAAGACUUCGCGGCCGAGUUCUCCGACGACGGGUCCGACGCCUUCACCGAGUCAGCCGUCACUAGCGAAUACUCUGACGAGGAGACUGGGGAGGAGGAUCAAUACGGCGACCCGGGAGACAUCCCUGGUGUAGAGCCCGGCUGCGGAGACGGAUAUGUUGUGAGCCAACCUGCGCUUGACGACGUCGAGGAAGGCUUCUUUGCCAGUCCGGACACCCAGGACGAAGAGCACCUCGACACCUUCAGUCUCGGUGAAGUGUUCGCUUCGAGUGGCAUCCGCCGUCGCAAUGACGACCGUGGUCUUAUUCACGAGAUAGACUGGGCCCUCUUUGAAUUCAAAGACGACCGGCUACCCGGCGACAACGCCAUCCCCGUGGCCGACAGCGCCGUGCGACAGCCUAUACGGCCGACUUCGGUGGUGCCCGCCUCUUCUCUGCCGAACCUCGAAGUUCAGUGCAUGGCGCGCACUAGCGGCCUGCAGACCGGAGUCAUCCUGCCGACACUGGUUUCGGUCAAGAUCUAUGGCCGGACCUCUCCCAGCCAUACCUACCAGAUCACCAGCUCACCGUCGCCCGAGAGGAACAACGGUGCCAAACCACGGCGGCCUCUAGGUCUCCCUGGCGAUAGUGGAGCCUGGAUCAUCGAGCGCACAAACGGGCAGGUCUGUGGACAUGUGCUAGCGUGGUCUCAGCGGAAACGAGUGGCGUACAUCUGCCCGAUGGACGUGCUUCUCCUGGAUAUCGCCGAGACGCUUGAGGCCACGGAGGUGAGGCUGCCUGGUGGGGAGCCGGUAGUGAAGAUGGUGGACGACAGCGCCAGCGUCAGCGUCAGCGAGCGUGACGAGGGCUAUUGCGAGCCGCUGGGCGACGAGUCUGAUUUAGAUGCUGAACUCCGGUCCAUGGCAGCUGCGAAGCGCCGGAGCUUGAGGAAGGGCAAGGGGUCACUAAGGGCUAGUACCCAUGGCAUCGCAAGAGAAGAGGGAGUGGACAGGGGAGCGUCAGUGAGAAGCGUGCCCCCUUGCAAUAGGAGCAGUGGCCUAGGCCAUAUUGAGGAGGACUUGUCGAGGUUGAGUCUGGGGAGCAAGGAGGCAGAGGCUGGAUAUUCGAAGGCUUGA